Molecule: messenger RNA, 3005 nt
Organism: Notolabrus celidotus (New Zealand spotty)
Lineage: Eukaryota; Metazoa; Chordata; Actinopteri; Labriformes; Labridae
Product: importin-13-like
Biological process (GO): protein import into nucleus
Cellular component (GO): cytoplasm; nuclear membrane
Molecular function (GO): small GTPase binding
Source: RefSeq, a predicted model, not a curated record
CGCAGCAGCAGCUCGGUGACGGAGCCGCGGCAGAAAAGCGGCAGGAGCUGCGAGCAUCGUCUCAGACCGACGCAGACUCAAAGCUCCGUGUCCGUGGAGACAUGGACACACUGGGGAGGACAACACCGGCCGCCCUGGACUUCACCGUGGAAAACGUAGAGAAGGCUCUUCAUCAGCUCUACUAUGAUCCCAACAUAGAGAACAAGAACCUGGCCCAGAAGUGGCUGAUGCAGGCUCAGGUCUCACCUCAGGCCUGGCAGUUCUGCUGGGCCCUGCUGAGCCCGGAAAAGGUUCCAGAGAUCCAGUACUUUGGAGCGAGCGCUCUGCACACAAAGAUCUCCCGGUACUGGUCCGACAUCCCCUCGGAUCAGUACGAGUCCCUGAAGACUCAGCUCUUCUCUCAGAUCGCAUGCUUCUCCACCGGCUCGAAGAUGGUUCUGACCCGUCUCUGCGUGGCGCUCGCCUCCCUGGCCCUCAACACAAUGCCUGACGCGUGGCCCGGUGCCGUGGCAGAGAUGGUGCGAGUGUUCCAGGAGGAGGGGGGAGGGGUGGACGGGCGGGCUCGCUGCCUCGCCUUGCUGGAGCUGCUCACCGUCCUGCCAGAGGAGUUCCAGACCAGCAGACUGCCCCAGUACAAGAAGGGACAGGUUCGGGGGGCUCUGGGCAGAGAGUGGGGGGCAGUGUGUCCGCUGCUGCAGCAGCUGCUGAGGCGGACGGACAGCCCUGGGGCCGUGAAGGCUCGCGUGCUGCGCUGCCUGUCGUCAUGGGUGCUGCUGGACGUCCCCCUGAACGAGAGCGAGGACCUCGUACAGGACUGCUUCAGCGCACUGCCCGACCCCGAGCUUUUCGACCCAGCUGUGGACGCCAUCGUGAACGCCGUGUCGCAGCCCGACUCCCAGAGGUAUGUGAACACCUUGCUGAAGCUAGUUCCUCAGGUCCUGGCCCUGCAAGAUCAGCUCAGAGAGGCGGUCCAGAGCGGAGACAUGGAGACCUGCCAUGGAAUCUGUCGCAUCGCUGUCACACUGGGAGAGAACCACUCCAGGACUCUGCUGGAGCAGGUGGAUCACUGGCAGAGCUUCCUGGCUUUAGUCAAUAUGAUCAUGUUCUGUACGGGGAUCCCGGGUCACUACCCGGUCAACGAGACCACCAGCUCGCUAACACUCACCUUCUGGUACACGCUGCAGGAUGAGAUCAUGUCCUUUGAGUCAGAGAAACAGGUGAUCUACCUGCAGGUGUACAGACCCGUGUAUUUCCAGCUGGUGGACGUUCUGCUGCAUAAAGCUCAGUUCCCCUCAGACCACGAGUACGAGUCCUGGUCCUCCGACGAGAAGGAGCAGUUCAGGAUCUACAGGGUGGACAUCUCGGACACUCUCAUGUACGUGUAUGAGAUGUUGGGGGCGGAGCUUCUGAGUAACCUAUACGAUAAGCUGGGCAGACUGCUGACCAAUGAGCAGCCGACAUCGUGGCAGCACACGGAAGCUUUACUCUACGGCUUCCAGUCCAUCGCAGAAACCAUCGACGUGAAUUACUCUGACGUCAUCCCCGGCCUGAUCGGACUCAUCCCCAGAAUCACCAUCAACAACGUGCAGCUGGCCGACACUGUCAUGUUCACCAUCGGUGCUCUGGCGGAGUGGUUGGCUGAUCACCCGGUGAUGCUCAGCAGCGUGUUGCCUCUGGUGCUGCAGGCUUUAGGAAACCCGGAUCUUUCAGUUUCUUCUGUUUCUACGCUGAAGAAGAUUUGUCGGGAGUGUAAAUACGACCUUCCUCCGUACGCCUCCAACAUCGUGGCCGUCUCACAGGAGGUUCUCAUCAAACAGAUCCACAAGACCAGUCAGUGUAUGUGGUUGAUGCAGGCGCUCGGCUUCCUGCUGUCUGCUCUGCCUGUGGAAGAAAUCUUAAGAAACCUGCACUCCCUCAUCACGCCGUACAUCCAGCAGCUGGAGAAACUGGCUGAUGAGACGCCAAAUCCGUCCAAUAAGCUGGCGAUCAUCCACAUACUGGGGCUGCUGUCCAACCUCUUCACCACGCUCGACAUCAGCAAGCAGGACGACGAAUCAGCCGACGGAUCCGCCCCGCCCGUCAAAACAACACCGCCUCCACCUGGACCCAACCCAGUGGUGGUGGUUUUAAAGCAGGUGUUCGCGCUCAUACAGAGCGUGCUCAGUAAGUGGCUCAACGACUCGCAGGUUGUAGAGGCGGUGUGUGCGAUCUUCGAGAAGUCGGUAAAGACCCUUCUUCACGACUUCGCUCCGAUGGUCUCUCAGCUCAGCGACAUGUUGGGUCAGAUGUACAGCACCAUCCCUCAGAGCUCCGCCCUCGACCUCACACGACAGAUGGUCCACAUCUUUGCGAGUGAGACCGACCACUUCCCCCCCAUCAAGGCUCUGUUUGAGCUGGUUACCUCGGUAACACUGUCCAUCUUCCAGCAAGGACCCAGGGAUCAUCCUGAUAUUGUUGAUUCAUUUAUGCAACUCCAAGCUCAGGCCCUCAAACGCAAACCAGAUCUGUUUUUAUCUGAGAGUCUGGACGUCAAAGCAGUUUUUCACUGUGGAGUUCUGUCACUCAAGUUUCCUGAAGCUCCGACUGUCAAGUCGACGUGCCUGUUCUUUACUGAGCUGUUGCCUCACUGCUCAGACAUUCCUCCGCUGGCUCGAGUCGUGCAGGAGGACGGGAAGCUCCUGAUCACCGCCGUGUUGGAGGUGUUAAUUGUCCCCUCCCUCUGCAGGGCAUUGGGGGGCGGGGCCUCCCGGAGUCUGAUGGAUCAGUUCGCGGAGGUGCUCUUCAGUCUGAACAAACACUGUUUCUCGCUGCUCGUGGUGUGGCUGAAGGAGGCGCUGCAGCCCGCAGGUUUCCCGUCAUCGCGCGUCACGACGCAACAGAAGGAGAACUUCUCUCAACAGAUCCUCAGAGAGCGCGUCAACAAGAGGAGGGUGAAGGACAUCGUGAAGGAGUUCACGCUGCUGUGCAGAGGACUCCACGGGACAGAGUACGCUGCCGAGUACUGA